GGUUUGUGCUGGGGCUGCCGAGAGUGGAAGUGGCGGUAUCACUUACUGGGACAGCGCCAAGGGGUUGGUCGCUGAGCAGAAGGGAUGUCGCAGCAGAGGAUUCUGCCCCAGAGCAAGGAGACGCUGCUACAGUCCUAUAACAAGCGGCUUAAAGAUGACAUUAAAUCCAUUAUGGACAACUUCACCGAGAUAAUCAAAACCGCCAAGAUAGAUGAAGAGCAUCAGGUUUCCCGUUCCACACAAGGAGAGCAGGACAACUACGAGAUGCACGUCAGGUCUGCUAAUAUAGUCCGGGCAGGGGAAUCCCUCAUGAAGCUGGUGUCGGAUCUGAAGCAGUUCCUGAUCCUGAAUGACUUUCCCUCCGUCAACGAGUCCAUCAACCAGCGGAACCAGCAGCUCCGCGCCCUGCAGGAUGAGUGCGACAAGAAGCUCAUCGCCCUGAGGGACGACAUCGCCAUUGAUCUGUAUGAACUCGAGGAGGAAUAUUACUCUUCCAGUGUGUGUGAUCCGAGUGAUCUUCCCCUGUGUGAAGUGUAUUGGAACAGGGAGAGCACAGCGUCGUCGCCCGAGGAUCCCUCCACCCCACUGGCGCCCAUUAUGGCAGAAGCAAGUGCCGCCCCAAGCCAGAUCCAUACGCCCCCUCACUUAAAUGGUCACGGAGCGGGCAUGGCGGAACAUACCUGAGGAUGGAGCACACAGGGACCAACUGGAUUCAUUAUGGGAACAAAUCCGCUUAUGUAUAUAAUGGUUCUUACUCUUUAGGUACUUAUGUAUAUUAAGCUUUGGUUAACCAAUGGUAAGAGGUGCACCAUUCCACUAACCAAUAGGCUGUUGCCUUUAGCUCUCUAUUAGUUACUGUGUUUUCUUGCCGUUAGAAUACCAAAAGCAACACUUGUAUUGGUUACUGGUACAGGUAUAAGAUCCUUUAUCCAGAAACAGAUUAUCCAGAAUGUUCCGAAUUACGGAAAGGCCGUCUCCCAUAGACUCCAUUAUAAGCCAAUAAUUCUAAUUUUUAAGAAUGAUUACCUUUUUCUCUGUAAUAAUAAAACAGUACCUGUACUUGAUCCCAACUAAGAUAUAAUUACCCCUUAUUGGGGGCAGAACAGCCCUAUUGGGUUUAUUUCAUGGUUAAAUGAUUCCCUUUUCUCUGUAAUAAUAAAACAGUACCUGUACUUGAUCCCAACUAAGAUAUAAUUACCCCUUAUUGGGGCAGAACAGCCCUAUUGGGUUUAUUUCAUGGUUAAAUGAUUCCCUUUUCUCUGUAAUAAUAAAACAGUACCUGUACUUGAUCCCAACUAAGAUAUAAUUACCCCUUAUUGGGGGCAGAACAGCCCUAUUGGGUUUAUUUAAUGGUUAAAUGAUUCCCUUUUCUCUGUAAUAAUAAAACAGUACCUGUACUUGAUCCCAACUAAGAUAUAAUUACCCCUUAUUGGGGGCAGAACAGCCCUAUUGGGUUUAUUUCAUGGUUAAAUGAUUCCCUUUUCUCUGUAAUAAACAGUACCUGUACUUGAUCCCAACUAAGAUAUAAUUACCCCUUAUUGGGGGCAGAACAGCCCUAUUGGGUUUAUUUCAUGGUUAAAUGAUUCCCUUUUCUCUGUAAUAAUAAAACAGUACCUGUACUUGAUCCCAACUAAGAUAUAAUUACCCCUUAUUGGGGCAGAACAGCCCUAUUGGGUUUAUUUAAUGGUUAAAUUAUUCCCUUUUCUCUGUAAUAAUAAAACAGUACCUGUGCUUGAUCCCAACUAAGAUAUAAUUACCCCUUAUUGGGGGCAGAACAGCCCUAUUGGGUUUAUUCAAUAUUUAAAUGAUUUUUAGUAGACUUAAGUUAUGGAGAUCCAAAUUACAGAAAGAUCCCUUAUCCGGAAAACCCCAGGUCCCAAGCAUUCUGGAUAAUGGGCCCCAUACCUGUAUAGUGCUGGUAUAGUUACUGGAAGAAUGAAAGCAACACUGUUAUUGGCUGCUAUGGCCUACUGGCCUUGACCUUUGUUAUGUUACCUGUUAUUUGUCCCCACCAAGUAUCAACUUGCUGAGAAUAGCCGUAUAAAGGAAAUGUAAACUCAUAAAAACAAAAAGGAUAUUAGCCCGGCUGAUAUUAUGGAUUUGGGACAAAAGCUCCACCUUCUGGUCAUUUUCGGCUGAAAAUAAAUUUCCUUAGAAAAGAAACUUCAGGGGACUCUUCUCUGCUCGCUUCAAUUUUCAAAGCAGAGCAACAUCAUAAUUUCUGUUGGGCAAAAUGACCAGCAGGUGGCGCUGUAGUUUUUCUCUUUUUUUUUUUAGUUUUGGAACAGAUCAUACCAACCACGGCAUAAAGGUCACAUUCCAUUGCUUGUAAAGGGGCUUCCUGUAUUUAUAGAAUAAUAGAGAAUGGCUAGAAUUUUAUUUAAUAUUUUUUAAUUGCUUUUUUUUUUAUUGUAGAUUGUAAUAAAGAUAUUUGUGUUUUUGUA
Messenger RNA from Xenopus tropicalis (tropical clawed frog), 2444 nucleotides. RefSeq names its product mediator complex subunit 22 (gene med22). NCBI's taxonomy places the organism in Eukaryota, Metazoa, Chordata, Amphibia, Anura, Pipidae. Gene Ontology annotation, cellular component: mediator complex; nucleus. The record is from RefSeq and is marked validated. Gene Ontology annotation, biological process: regulation of transcription by RNA polymerase II. Gene Ontology annotation, molecular function: transcription coregulator activity.